Molecule: messenger RNA, 3703 nt
Organism: Drosophila suzukii
Lineage: Eukaryota; Metazoa; Arthropoda; Insecta; Diptera; Drosophilidae
Gene: neb
Product: kinesin family member nebbish
Biological process (GO): microtubule-based movement
Molecular function (GO): microtubule motor activity; ATP binding; microtubule binding
Source: RefSeq, a predicted model, not a curated record
UUUGUUAUCGAUCGACGUUCGUCACUAGAAAAAAAAUCAACAAACGACGCCGCGCAAUAAUUCGAAACUUCUUGCAACUAUUUAAUAAAACUUAGCAAAAAGGCGGACUUAGCCAAAUAAAAGAUGAGCAACAAGAGCACACCUGUGCGCCAGCGCAUCCAGCAGUUCCAGACGCGAGGCUCGCACAAAUCGACGCCGGCGUCGGAUAUUAACGGGCUGCGCAAGAAAGUGCUGAUGACGCGGUCAGAGGAUCAUCGGGAUCAACUGCUAAAUACGGCCUUCAAUGGGGGAAACACCACCCCGCAGCCGACGCCCAAGCCCACAUCCCUAAAUGCCUGCUACACGCCCUCAUCGCUUUACAGGAAUGCCAACAAUACACCCGGGAGAACAAAGACUCCGGGAACCGGGAAGUCCAGCUGCAGCAGGCCCAAGGAUCGGGACUCCAUGAUGGACUCCUGCCUCAGCGUCUCCGAGGAGAGCAACAUGAUUGUGGCCGUGCGAGUGCGUCCACUCAACGCCCUGGAGUGCACACGUGGUCAGGUCACCAAUGUGGUCCAGGUGCAUGGAAACAGCAACGAGUUGACCGUCCAGGCAGGCAGCAGUGCCGACUCCUCGGCCGGGGUGACGCACUUCUUUAGCUACGACCAGGUCUACUACUCCUGCGAUCCCGAGCGGAAGAACUACGCCUGUCAGGCGAAGGUCUUUGAGGGCACGGCUCGUCCUUUGAUCGACACCGCCUUCGAGGGCUACAAUGCCUGUCUGUUUGCUUACGGGCAGACGGGAUCGGGCAAAUCCUACAGCAUGAUGGGUAUUGAGGCGCUGGACGAUGCUGCUCUGGAUGGUGGGCCUCCACACGACGAGGCGGGCAUCAUUCCACGCUUCUGCCACGAGCUGUUCCGCCGCAUAGAGGCUGUGAAGAGGACGCAGCAACUGCAGGUGGAGGUGGAGGUCAGCUACUUUGAAAUCUACAACGAGAAGAUCCACGAUUUGCUGAGUGUCCAGCAUGCAGCCGCUGCAUCUGGGGAAUCUACUCCCGUUCAGCAGCAGCACCACCAGCAGCAACAGCGACCUGCUCUUAAGGUGAGAGAGCACCCCAUCUUUGGACCCUAUGUUGUGGAUCUGAGUGCCCACUCGGUGGACUCGUACUCGGCACUGCGCAACUGGUUGGCCGUGGGCAACUCCCAGCGAGCCACCGCAUCCACAGCCAUGAACGACAAGAGCUCACGCUCGCAUUCCAUCUUCAAUAUCGUCCUGAACCUCACCGAUCUGAGCAGCGAUGAUGCCUUAUCCUCCGAUACGGACUCGGGCUCAACAUCCUCGCUCCGGCAGACGCGUCGCAGCAAGAUCAGUCUGGUGGAUUUGGCGGGCAGCGAGCGCAUCAGUGUCUCGGGUUCGAAUGGCGAAAGGAUCCGCGAAGGCGUCAGCAUCAAUAAGAGCCUUCUUACGCUGGGAAAAGUCAUCGCCGCCUUGGCCGAUUCCCGGAAGGCCAGCGGGAAUGGACCCCUGGGAUCUGGAACACCCAGCACCUUCGUUCCUUAUCGCGAAAGUGUGCUUACCUGGCUUCUAAGGGAAAACCUCGGCGGGAACUCAAAGACCGUCAUGUUGGCCACCAUAUCACCGGCUAGCAUUCAUGCGGAUGAGACUCUGGCCACUUUGCGGUACGCCUGCAAGGCUCGAUCCAUCGUCAACCGGGUGAAGGUGAACGAAUCGCCCCACGACAAGAUCAUCCGGGAUCUGCGCGCCGAAGUGGAUCGCCUGAAGUCCCUGAGGAAUGAGUAUGAACGCCAGAGGCGUUUAUCCGGCAACAAUAACAAUCCAGUGCCACGUAAGAUCAUUAUUGAAACCUCGGUGGAUGAGACAGAAGUGGAGGCACUGCGUCAACAGUUGGCUGAACGGGAAAGGGAGUUGAGUCGAGCGCAAAAGUCUUGGAUGGAGAAGCUUAAGGAGGCGGAGGAUCAGCGGAAAUCGGAGCUGCGUGUCCUGAAACGCCGGGGAUUGGCCCUGGAACUAACCGCCGAGCAGAAGCAGGCCUGUCUGGUCAAUCUCACCGCUGAUCCCAUACUUAGUGGCACCUUGUUCUACCUGCUGCCGCAAGGACUCGUGCGCAUAGGACGUGGUCGUCUGCCAGGAGGGAGUGCUAACUCUCAGCCGGAUAUUGUACUAGAUGGUCCACUGGUGGCCUUGCAGCACUGCAGCAUCGAGCACGAACGUGGUGGCAAGUUGUAUGUCAUUCCCGGCAGCGAGGACUUUGAAACAUAUGUGAACGGAGAACUCCUGCAGGAUCGUCGGCAGCUAUUCCAUGGUGACCGUCUGGUUAUCGGUGGCUCCCACUAUUUUCGCAUCUCCAAUCCCUUUUGCUCGCAAAGAGGAAAGACCGACCAUCCGGUCGAUUUCCAACUGGCCCACCAGGAGAUCCUGCAGAAGCAGGAGCAACAGCUCCGCUCCGAACUGGAGGCGGAAAAGCGAGCUGCUCUUACGCGAAUCGAGCAGGAGCGGGCUCAGCAUGCCCGGGACUUUGAGGAGCGGCUGCAGUGCCUCGAACUGGAGCAGUUCAAGUACAAGUGCAACAGCGAGAUGCUGGAGACAGAGCGCCAAGCAUUAGCGCUGGCCCAACAACAGGAACACACUCCCCUGAGGCAGGAGGACGGAGUAUCGACCCCAGCUCAGAAAUCAACUAUUCUAGAGGACAUCCAACGCAUCAUGUUGAAUCCCUCGGAAGAGAGUCUACACAAGACCCAGUUGAUGGUCAAGGAGGCCACACAAAGGUGUCGCCAGUUGGAUCUGCCAUUGGAGUUCCGGCAAACCCAGACGCCCGAUGAGUUUGGACUGCUGCGCACUGUAAUCCUGAUCUUAGACAAACAACGUGGCCUCAAAGCCGAAUGGCCCACUGCCAGGUUGGGUGUUUGGCUAGAUUUGGUAAGGGACAGUGCGGAGCAACAGGAAAAACUGAAUGCUAGGACCAUUUUCCAGAGUGUUGAGGUUGACUGGGAGCCACUAGAUGCGGAUCUUAAUGAGACCCUAAGCGAUACCCAUAAUUCUAGUCGCAUCGCCCUAAAUCUAAGUGCCAUGAAGGAUGUGCUUUUAAACAAACCGCUGAAAAGACUGCUCAAUGUGUCCAGCAGCAGCAACACACCCCGACAGACUUCCACUCCUUCACCUGGCAGCCAAUUGAUGCAGUACACCAAACGCCUGCUGACCUACGAUCCCGAGGAGACGCCUGGUAGCCAGAGUAGUUUUACCACGCUCGUCCAACAGGAGCUGCUGACGAUGCAACGAUCCUCCCAACGACUGCGGCGGCUUUGCGAGAAUGCCCUCCUCGAGCGGGAAAACCAGCAGGACAACGGUGUCCUGGCCGUCAGCCUACAAGAGGCUCUGGCCCGAAUGGACACCGUGCUCAAUGGGAUGCACACUUCCCUGACCCGAGCGGAGGCCACUGCAAGUGCCACCUCGCCGACAAAAACACAGAAGGCUGUGCGAUUUCUUAUCGAUUGACGACGAUUAGUUCGCACCUUGGACUAGAUUUUAUGCUGCAAUGUGCUUUGCGUUUGUUUUUAUGUUUUUAAAUAUAUAUAUAUUUUGUAUAUUGGUUUUUAAAAAUAAAAUAUUGAUAGCACCAACGAGAAAAGCUGUCUUGUGCCAUUAUUUACAUCAACGUUAUUAACACGAAAGUUUGAGCGACUGUUUUAGCAAUAACAUGGUCGAG